AUGGCUCAAAGAGGAGCUCAGCUGGAUCCACGAAAGUUAUCUUGUUCCAUCUGUCUGGAUCUCCUGAAGGAUCCGGUGACGGUUCCCUGUGGACACAGCUACUGCAGCCGCUGUAUUCAAAGACACUGGGAAGAAGAUGUCAGCGGAUUCUACAGCUGUCCUCAGUGCAGGAAGAGGUUCUUGGUGAGGCCUGACCUGACGAAGAACAUCCUGUUAGCAGAGUUAGUGGAGGAUCUGAAGAACACUGAACUCCAAGCUGCUGCAGCUGAUCUCUGCUCUGCUGGACCUGAAGAUGUGUCCUGUGAUGUUUGCUUUGGGAGGAAGCUGAAAGCCGUCAAGUCCUGUCUGGUCUGUGUGGCCUCUUUCUGUGAAAAACACCUUCAACCUCACUACAAAGCAGCUCCCCUGAAGAAACACCAGCUGGUGGAGCCCUCCAAGAAGCUCCAGGAGAGGAUCUGCUCUCUUCACGAUGAGGUGAUGAAGAUUUUCUGUCGCACUGAUCAGCAGAGUAUCUGUUACCUCUGUCUGAUGGACCAACACAGAGGACAUGAAACAGUCCCAGCUGCAGCAGAGAGGAGGCAGAAGCAGAAGAAGCUGGAGGAGAGUCGACUAAACAUCCAGCAGAGAAUCCAGGAGCGAGAGAAAGAUGUGAAGCUGCUUCAGCAGCAGAUGGAAAAGCUGGAGCAGCGGAUCACUGUGCUGAAGAGGAAAGACAACCAGCUGGAGCAGCUGGCUCACACAGAGGACCACACCCAGUUUCUAUUGAGAGCCACUAAAGAGGAGCUUUUUCUGCCACAACCAGAGACCAGAGCAGACAUCUUACAAUAUUCACUGCAGAUCACACUGGAUCGAGACACUGUACACAGCAGGCUGUUAUUGAGUGAUGAGGACAAAAACGUGUCUUAUUUCAGAAUUGUUUUGCCUUAUUUAUACCAUCCAGACAGAUUCACUGAUGAUCUUCAGGUUCUAAGCAGUGAGAGUCUGAUUGGACGUAGUUACUGGGAGGUGGAGUGGAGAGGAAGAGGAGUGAUUGUUGCGGUCUCAUACAGGAACAUCAGCAGAUCAGGGAGGGGAAAGACAUGCGUCUUUGGAUUUAAUAACAAAUCUUGGGCUUUAAUUUGUCACUCUAACGGUUUCAUAUUUUGUCACAACACCAUCCAAACUCCCAUCUUAGGUCCUCUGUCCUCCAGAGUGGGAGUGUACCUGGAUGACACAGCAGGUAUUCUGGCUUUCUUCAGUGUCUCUCAAACCAUGACUCUCCUCCACACAUUCCAGACCACCUUCACUCAGCCGCUAUACGCCGGAGUUGGAAUUUGUCCUGAUGAUGGAAGUUCUGCAGAGUUCCUGAAACCUCAGUAG
Messenger RNA from Salarias fasciatus (jewelled blenny), 1359 nucleotides. RefSeq names its product tripartite motif-containing protein 16-like. The record is from RefSeq and is a predicted model, not a curated record. Gene Ontology annotation, molecular function: zinc ion binding; protein binding. The transcript has a single exon. Bases 1 to 1359 code for a protein of 452 amino acids. NCBI's taxonomy places the organism in Eukaryota, Metazoa, Chordata, Actinopteri, Blenniiformes, Blenniidae.